Molecule: messenger RNA, 2254 nt
Organism: Cucurbitaria berberidis CBS 394.84
Lineage: Eukaryota; Fungi; Ascomycota; Dothideomycetes; Pleosporales; Cucurbitariaceae
Exons: 2
Coding region: 88-1965 (625 amino acids)
Biological process (GO): exocytosis
Cellular component (GO): exocyst
Molecular function (GO): phosphatidylinositol-4,5-bisphosphate binding
Source: RefSeq, a predicted model, not a curated record
CCCCGCCACUUCCGUAUUUGCAACACUCGCCGUCGCUACCGUCGUCCGCUCGUGCCUUGAGGCACUCGCGAACCGCGAGCAGGCGCCAUGGUUGCCCAACGCAGGGCGGCGCUCCUUGAGGAGAGCGCCGAAGUCGAAGUACUCUUCGCCAAUAUGGAAAAAAUGAAGGCCCUCACAAAGAAGAUCCAGGGCAGCGUCAACAGGCUAGACGCGAGCGGAAAGGCGGUACAAGAAGCUAUUAGCCCGAUCUAUGGAAACACGCAGAAGCUGCAGAUUGCGAAUACGAAUAUCGAUCGCGUUAUCGAGGCGAUUGAGCGAUUGAGAGCGCCAAGGGAGGAGAGCGAGAGGGAGGAGAGAAUCAUUCGAGCAGGACCCGGAAGAGGCGAUUUCGACGGCUACAUUGCCUCCCUUGAUCGAACAACACAGGCGCUUUCAGAUCUCAAGCGCACGAACUUGCGCUCGAACGAGAAAGCGAUCGCUCAUCUUAGCGGCCUACUGAAGCUUGGAAAUAAACAGCUCGAGGACGUAUUUCGGGGUAUCUUACAGGAUUGCUCCCGAGAGAAGUUGCAGCCGUUGGAGUAUGUUGCUAAGCAGAACCCAUUUCCACGUAUACCCCAAGAGAAGCUCAACACCCUGCGCCAGAUCAGCUCUCACAUAUCGAAGUCCUUCGCUCAAUUGUCGCAAAACGAUGUGUCGCAUACCCCCACCCAAAGAAUAUAUGCAGACGUGCGAGGCGAUUACCUCGAAAGCUCGUUGACUAGUCUUGUGCAAGCAUCGAUUAGCACAGCUAGGAAAGUCCAGGCGGACGCGUUAUACAAGAAGGGAACAAAUGGCAUUGGAACUUAUGUUCAGGCAAUAGAAGGACUAUUCGUGGCCGAGUACGACAACCUAAACUACGUGUUCGAACGAGAAGAAUGGAGUUUGGUCUGUGUGUCUACCUGCCAGGUUCCACUGGGAGACUUCAACAAGACACUACGCGAGCUGAACGGACAUAUCCAGAAGAACUUGCUGACGGACUGCUUCCUCGGCUAUGAGAUCUGCGGGCUUGUCAGGACCUUGUCCAUGCGACUGCAGAAACAAACAGGCGCGCUCAAAGACCAGAUCUACGACAGCGUCAAGCCGAUCCGAGAAACUUCGAAGUUGUCCCUGAGCAAGCUAUUAGAAGAUGCGCGGGCUCGUUCCCAGGGCCUUAUCGCUCUCCCAAUCGAUGGAGGUCCCGUGGACAUAACAACACAGACGAUGCGACGCCUCCAGGAGAUGACCAAUUAUCUGGACCCUCUGUCGUCAAUAUUGGCAUCACUAGGUGAAGGUGGAUGGAAUUCAGGAUCCACAAACAACUCUUCAACCACCUUGGACGUUGGCCCCGACUCCAUGAAGUUGUUCGCGCAUUAUGCAUCUGACACUAUCGACACACUACUGCAGAACCUGAUUGGCAAGGCUAGGAUGCUACUGAAGGGCAAAAACCUGCAGGGCGUCUUCAUAGCGAACAACGUGGCUAUCAUCACACGGAUAAUACGGUCCUCAGAAUUAGCCCCCCUUAUGGAGAGCUACUCUAAGAAGCUCGGAGACUGGCGCAAACAGAGCACAGCCAUGUAUCUCGAAGCAUGGCGGGAACCAUCGGGGUACUUGCUCGAUGUGCAGUACACGAACCGCAGCAAGGAACGACCAACUUCCGGCGGCAUAGACUCCGCUGCCAUUGUGAAGUCUCUCGGCUCGAAAGAUAAAGACGCCAUCAAGGAGAAAUUCAAAAGCUUCAACACCAGCUUCGACGAUCUAGUGACACGCCACAAGUCGUACGCGAUGGAGCCUGAAGUGAGGAGCCAACUAGCCAAGGAGGUGCAGAAUAUCAUCGAGCCGCUGUACAACCGGUUCUACGACCGCUAUCGGGAGAUUGACAAGGGCAAGGGCAAGUACGUGAAGUACGACAAGACUGAGCUGAAUAGGACGCUCGCGAGCUUUGCCUAGCACAGUGACUUUGGCGUUGGUCUGUAUUUUUAGGCGUUCGAUUUGCACGCAAAAUACCCUUUGGAUAUUACCCAUCAGGCAUUGAUGAAUUGGGAGGGCUGGAUGAUAGCAGUGGAUUUUAUGCAAGUGCAUGCGAUGCAAUGCGAUUGGAUUGGUUCGGAACCAUGAUUUGGAGCACCGGCUGUGUUGUGUACCGUGGCUCCAGCUUGUACUGCAACGUUCAUUGUAUGACAUCGUGAUAUAGCAGCGGGAUACUUUGUAGACAUAAUGUGAGGAUUUGUAGCAGUGC